GAUGUAAUAGAACUGCUGAGGCGCUCAUUUGAUGAAGCACAUCGUUGUAUUUUAGCCAAAGAUGGAGGACUUACUACAAUGUGUGCCUGUAUGGUUGUACCAGUGAAAAAUUCUGAGCAUUUUGCUGUAUGUUGUGUAAAUGUUGGGGACAGCUAUGCUUACGUUUUAAGUCAUAAUCAAGGCAUCAGAGAGGUCACAGUGGGGUCACAUGACAUCAGCUCGGAAAGAGACAUACGAGAUGCCGGUGGUGCACUUGGUCCUGUGAAUGGAAAAAAUCCUGAACUCAGAAAUUUGACUUGUUCCAUUACAUUUGCUCAUCAGGGUGAUGUUGUAUUUUUAGCAACAGAUGGCAUUUCUGACAAUUUUGAUCCUGUUGUGACAAAGCUAGCUCUACCAAGAAGAGAAAGUGAUUCAAAUUUUAACAAUUUAUCACCCACAUCUCCAACAUCAAGUCCAAUCAUCAGACCGGAGAUGGAGCCAAAGGAGCGACACAUCUACGCAAUGAAGGAGAUGGAGCGCAUUAUACAUGAGUAUGAACUAGUGACAGAGGAACCGUGUUCUGCUCAGGAACUCUGUGGAGCAUUAGUACAACAUGUUUUGUCACUGACAGAUUCCAAACGGAAAAUAUUAGAAAAUCCAGCUUUAUAUGUAAGACGCAAGAUGACACUAAAGGACAAGGAACACAGAGAUUCAGAGAUUGUUGAUAAGAUGGGGAAGGCCCCAGGGAAGUUAGACCACGCUUCAGUGGUUGCCUACGAGGUUGGAAUCAUGAAACCAGAUGAAGAGGAGAUGGAGAAUAUACCCCUUGGGACUUGGAAUGGAGACGACACCCUGUCACUUCCCAGUUCUACCGAUACAUCCCCAUCCCCAACCUCCCCGAUAUCACCCAGUUCAAAGAAGUCUCGCCCUAAGAAACUGUUUGCACGUAUACGUAGUCUGAGUGUUAAUACAACUAAUAACUCAUCACCAACCCAUCAUCAUCACCCCUCUCCAGGCUUGUUUCCAAUUUCACCAAAGAGAUUCUCCUUCAAAAGGUCAAGGUCAAAGUCUGAGGCGGAACCA
Molecule: messenger RNA, 1062 nt
Organism: Mizuhopecten yessoensis (Yesso scallop)
Lineage: Eukaryota; Metazoa; Mollusca; Bivalvia; Pectinida; Pectinidae
Product: PP2C-like domain-containing protein CG9801
Exons: 1
Source: RefSeq, a predicted model, not a curated record